AUGCAGAGAAAAGCUUUGAAGCAGCUAGGCAAGGUCACCCAAUGGACCAACGAAAAGGUAUUUUCUGGCGAGAAGACGCAACUCUCAUCUGAAUUCACCGAGUUUGAAAGAGAUGUGGAAGUCCGCAAAACAGGUAUCGAGCGCCUCCACGCCACCUCGAUCCCUUUUUUCCAGCAGAUCACAAAAGUGAAACCCACCGCGGAUCCAUCUCCUCCGGCAGGUUCGGGGAAAGAAAAAAUCUUACAUACCGAGGCUUUGGGUUUGGUCAUGAUUGACUAUGGUGAGACGUUGGGCGGAGGGUACGGAGAAGCAUUGGAAAAGUAUGGUAGAGCGAGAUGUAAGCUCGCUGCUACUCAGGAAGAGUUUGGGCAAAGAUUGAGUGAAGGGUACAUCGCCGGUAUUGAGGGAGCUCUGGCAACGGUCACUGAAUACAAAGCCAUGAGAAAAAAGUUAGAUUCAAGACGCCUCGCCCUUGAUUCUGCUCUCAACAAUUUGAACAAGAGCAAGAAAGACAAGCACACCAUGGCGCUGGAAGCCGAGGUAGAGAAUGCUCAGCAACGAUUCUCCGAGAUAGAGGAAGAGACACAAGUUCGCAUGAAAGCCAUCGAGGAGAAUGAGGAGCAACAGUUCAUGGAUCUGGUAGAUCUAUUGGAAGCCGAAGUGGAGUACUUCGCCAAAUGUAGAGAUAUCUUAGAAGAUCUAAAAGAUCAAUGGCCGUCAGGUCCAGAUGCUGGAGGACGGCCUCGAGCGAGAUCGAAUGCAUCAGCACGGUCAUUCACCCGCACGGCCGCCCGAGGCUUCUCGUCUAGACCUCCUGCCAACUCAGACGAGGACGCCGUUACCCCAAAUCGAUCACGGUCGCAAAGCAACGCCUCAUCGAUUGGUAAAGGAAAAGAAAAAAGAUCUAUGCUUCCGUCCUUCGGCUCUUUAGGCAAGAAGAGUGGAUUGUCGAACGUCGCCAACGUGGCGUCGAUGAGGAAACCUUUCAAAAGUGACAAGUAUGGUAAUUUGGAUGAAGAUGAAAGACCCUCGCUUCAAUCUGAGGAUGACGACAAUGACUCUCUUGAUAGCUACAGUCGAGGUGCCAAUGGUCGUGCUCGGUCAUCUACCAUCACAAGUUCCCGCACUAUCGCAUCCGACCAUCAAGUGCCUCCUCCUUCCAUGCGACGUACUCAGACCACACCUGCGAACCCGCAAGCGAGAUAUGUUAAAGCUCUGUUCGAUUUUAACGGUGAAGCGGCGGACGAACUCCAAAUCCGUACCGGGCAGAUUAUUGAGGUCAAAUCUGAAGUAUCGAGCGAUUGGUGGAUAGGUGAAUGUGAAGGUCGAUCUGGUUUAUUUCCCAAAGCAUAUACAGACGAAUAUGUCCCCUCACCGCAAACCGCAGUCCCUAUGCGACGAACGUUACCCCCACCAGCUAACCUCUCUCGAUCAAUACCUCAACCACUAAUGGCAACUUCACCGCCGGACGAAUAUCCAGACACUGAAUCUGAUGUCUCUCAUGGUUUGAGCGAUAAUGAUCAUCAUGGAACCGCUCUGUUAGCUUCAGGAGCACAACCACCGCCAAUUAAAUCUUCCAUCAAGAAACCUGCUCCACCUCCACCUCCUUCACGUCGAUCUCAAUCUUCCACAAAUCUCUCCACCACGUUACUUGCCCCACCAAGACCAGGUUUCAGAUCUCGCUCAUCUACAUUGUCAAAGCAACCACAACUGCGUUCUUCACCCGAAGCCUCCCCUUUUGCCGGAUCGGAAGAUGAAGAGUACCUUUCUACUCAAGAUGUCGCGAUGGGAACUUGUGCCACUUGCGGUUGUGAUGAGUUUACGCAAAAUGUUUUCAAAGCAAAAGGGACAUGCUCGACUUGUUUCCAUCAACAUUGA
This is a messenger RNA of Tremella mesenterica DSM 1558, 1878 nucleotides long. RefSeq lists its product as uncharacterized. Gene Ontology annotation, molecular function: protein binding; lipid binding. Gene Ontology annotation, cellular component: medial cortex; mating projection tip; actin cortical patch. NCBI's taxonomy places the organism in Eukaryota, Fungi, Basidiomycota, Tremellomycetes, Tremellales, Tremellaceae. The transcript is spliced from 9 exons. The record is from RefSeq and is a predicted model, not a curated record. The coding region runs from base 1 to 1878 and encodes 625 amino acids. Gene Ontology annotation, biological process: endocytosis; actin cortical patch localization; plasma membrane tubulation.